CGAGAGAUGAUCAGCAGAGAGCUUUCACCAAAUUGGGUGACCUAUGCGUCUCUUUUAAGGGCCUAUGGUAGAGCUCGCUACAGUGAUGAUGCUCUUAAUGUUUAUAAAGUGAUGAAGGAGAAGGGGCUAGAGUUAAAUGUAAUUCUUUAUAACACCCUUUUAGCUAUGUGUGCUGAUGUUGGUAACACUGACGAAGCCGUUGACAUUUUUGAAGAAAUGAAGAGUUCUGAAACCUUGAAGCCCGACAGUUGGACCUUUUCAUCCAUGAUCACCAUAUAUUCCUGUAGCGGGAAAGUCACAGAGGCAGAAGCAACAUUGAAUGAGAUGUUGGAGGCUGGUUUUGAACCUAAUAUCUUUAUUUUGACAUCACUCAUCCAAUGCUACGGGAAGGCAAAACGCACUGAUGACGUUGUUAGGAUAUUCAAUCAACUCCUAGAUUUGGGUAUAACACCAGAUGAGCGUUUCUGUGGUUGUCUCCUGAAUGUGAUGACUCAAACACCAAAGGAAGAACUUUGCAAGCUUGCCAAUUGCAUUGAGAGGGCUGAUGAAAAACUAGGGUAUGUGGUAAGACUUUUGGUGGAGAAGCAAGACAGUAGUGAAAACUUCAAGAAUGAAGCAUCAGAACUUUUCAACUCAAUCGGUUCGGAUGUAAAGAAGGCUUAUUGCAAUUGCCUGAUUGAUCUUUGUGUGAACCUCGAUCUAUUGGAGAGAGCCUGUGAGCUAUUAGACUUGGGGAUUACACUUCAGAUAUACAUAGGUUUACAGUCAAGGUCUCAAACCCAGUGGUCUCUGUAUCUCAAAGGUCUGUCUCUUGGGGCCGCUCUGACUGCAUUACAUGUUUGGAUCAAUGACCUAUCUCGGGUAUUGGACUCUGCUGAGGAGCUUCCACCGUUGCUUGGAAUCAAUACUGGACAUGGGAAACAUAAGUAUUCAGACAAGGGUCUGGCAAGUGUAUUUGAGUCCCAUUUGAAGGAAUUAAAUGCUCCAUUCCAUGAGGCCCCGGACAAGGCUGGCUGGUUUUUGACGACAAAGGUUGCAAUCAAGUCAUGGUUGGAGUCUAGGAGUUCAUCCGAGUUAGUUACUGCUUAGAUGUCGGCUGUUUAGUUUACUGACAAAGCUCAUCACACUGAAAUGUAACGUCAAAAACUGGAAAACGGAAAGAAGUUCAAUAUUUUUUGGAGGUGACAUUCGAUACUUUAUACUGUUGAGGCUGUGGUGCAAUGAAGAAUCUCACAGACCAUUGACUUCAAGGUAUUUAGAUUAUAAAACAUAACUAAAGUAGCGGUGUCUUGGCUUGCACGUCAAACUUCCUCACACAUGAAAUGAUCAAAGCCACACAACACUAAAAGUUCGAUGAGAGUCCGAAUUCCUAAUUUCAUCACUUGUAUUUCUCUGUGCGAAGUUUAUACCAGACAAUGAGAAAUUGCAUAAAUAUUAAAUGUUAUGUUCCAUCUGCCCCAAGACCAAGAGACGAUUACAUUUGGCUUUCACACUGGCUGCAAGCGGGUAACAACGCCCGACCGUAUAUGCCAUUGGCACCCGACACUACGCUAGAACCCGGUGAGGUUUACAAUCUCGUGCCAGACCUUGCAGGUCUCCUUGGAAACCCCUUGGUUCCUUCAAAAAUAGUCCGCCAAGAAGGAUGCAAAAGAAAGAAGAUUAAGAUCGUGGUGACCAGGGAACAGUUGGAGUUGUUGAAGAGUGCGACCAAGCUCCGGUCGAGAGAAGAUGGUGUUCGAUUGUCAGGGAGGUUUCGGCUGGAGCCUCCAAAAUGGCAGCCUUCUUUGGCCAUCGUUCUUUUGAAUGAUGGGAUUUUGGAUUUCUAUCUCUCCCUCCAGCGUCAUUUGUACAUUUUUAAGAAUAGUAGAACAGAUUACUCGGUACUAUAUAUAAUGGGUAUUCAUAGA
Molecule: messenger RNA, 1907 nt
Organism: Malus domestica (apple)
Lineage: Eukaryota; Viridiplantae; Streptophyta; Magnoliopsida; Rosales; Rosaceae
Product: pentatricopeptide repeat-containing protein At4g16390, chloroplastic
Biological process (GO): positive regulation of translation
Cellular component (GO): chloroplast stroma
Molecular function (GO): protein binding; rRNA primary transcript binding; mRNA binding
Source: RefSeq, a predicted model, not a curated record